Molecule: messenger RNA, 2749 nt
Organism: Vicia villosa (hairy vetch)
Lineage: Eukaryota; Viridiplantae; Streptophyta; Magnoliopsida; Fabales; Fabaceae
Product: large ribosomal subunit protein uL18-like
Exons: 5
Coding region: 1513-2004 (163 amino acids)
Biological process (GO): translation; ribosomal large subunit assembly
Cellular component (GO): ribosome; cytosolic large ribosomal subunit
Molecular function (GO): 5S rRNA binding; structural constituent of ribosome
Source: RefSeq, a predicted model, not a curated record
UAAAGCCCACUCUCACUGCUAGAGAGUGGCUCACACGCGCCAGAUUUGGACCAGUGAGGCGCUGCCACGUCAGCCUCUGGGACAGAUUAAUUGGUGUUGAGUUUAUUCAACAUCUCUCUCCUCCAACACACACUCAACACCACUUUACACACACCACUACACACCAUUUUCCCAUGUUGACUUCAAUUCAACUCCCCAUUGCACUUGGUCUUAUCGGUUCUUUCAUUCAAUUUGAAAUCCUACAACCUCCUGCUUUCUCUUUCUCUGCUCAUGCCUUCUCUGUCUUUGCCCCUACUGCCAACUCUCUCACUUUAUCUGCUCCUCAAGAAGGAAGAAGAUUAAAAACAGGUUAACGUAAAUGGCGUCCGGUGUCGUUCCCACAUCCCAUUUUCUAAGGGCGAAGAAACUCAAAUACAACGUUGUUAUACCUUCCAGAGACUCCCCUCUCUCCGGCGGAUACGAUCUCUCCAGCGCCGCCGAUAUUAAGGUUUCGGCUUAGGGAAAAGCUCUGAUCCCCACCGAUCUCUCUAUCGCCUUCCCCAAAGGAAUCUAUUCCUGUGUUGGUAAUCCCCUUUCCAAUUUCUAUAACUAUUAUUUUUUAUUUUAGAAUUUUUAGGGUUUUGAAUUAAAUUUAUCAAUUUGUAAAGUACUUACUUAAGCCAUUGAUUAGGAGCAAGCUUUUGAAAAUGGGUUAGUAUUAGAAUUCUUCAACAAUUCUGCUUUAUGUUCUUCUACUGUUAUUAGAAAAGAGCUUUUGCUGAUUUAUCAAAUGUUCCUUAUGAAUUGACAUCCAAUAUAUACAGUUGGGUAUAAGUCAUAUGUUCUCUUUUAUUCAUCUUAUUAUUAAAGAAACAUGGCUUCACAUUAUUAUUAUAUAUGGAGAAUCAUAAUAUUUGACUGUGUUAGGGUGAAAGAUGCAUUUGUUGCGAUUAAUCAAACACUGUCUGAACCCAAAGGCACGAUUGACUCUUUGGUUUUGUUGAAUAUGAUUUUUUGUUGAAUUAUCCGGUUCAUAGUUUUCUCUUAAAAGUUCAGUUUGUACUUAUUUUUAAAAUUUUAAACAUGUCAAAACCUUUAUAAAUAAACUAUAAAUAAAGUUAUAAGAAAAGUUGGAAAAUCUCCUUAUAGAAAUUCAGUUGAUUCCUGAAGUCGUAAAAAUCGCUUCAUCCUAUUUUCAUGAGGUUAGUUUUGUUAGAGUGUUUUCCUUUCAUGUAAUUCACAACACAUGUAGCCUUUCAUGAGUCUGUAGAAGCAAUUCAUGCAUUUCAAGAUAUAUUUCCUGAUUCAAAAACUCAAUUAGUUAAACUUGCUCAAGAAUUGUUGAACAACUUAGUAUUUGAUUCUCAAUUAUAGUUUUAGAUCUUUUUAGUGUAAAACCCUAACCGUAGUAUUAGACAAAGAAAGACAUUGUUGCUCAAAUCGUCUCGACUAUCAUUGCCAGUGACACUAUUCCUGCGGCAGCUUCUGUGCAUAAGCUUCCUCACUAUGGGCUUGAAGUAGGUCUUACCGACUAUGCUGCAGGCUACCGGAGAAUAUUAUUCUGUUGAACCAGCUGAUUCCAAGAGGCCUUUACGUGCUCUCCUUGAUGUUGGUUUGCUCAAAACCACAAUCAGUAACCGGGUGUUUGGGGAACUCAAGGGAGCUUUGGAUAUUCCUCACAGUGACACAAGGUUUGCUGGUUUUGACAAGGAGAAAAAGAAACUUGAUGCUGAGAUUCAUUGGAAGUACAUAUUUAGUGGACAUGUUACUGCCUAUAUGAAGACAUUGAUUGAAGAUGAACCAGAAAAAUAUCAAACUCACUUCAGUCAAUAUAUCAAGAAAGGGAUAGAAGCUGACGAAAUUGAGGAACUUUGCAAGAAGGUUCAUGUUGUUAUUCGUGCAGACCCAUCAAUCAAACAGUUUUGGAAUCAGCCACUAAUGGAACACGAGAUUUUUACUUUAACUUAUAAAUCAUGGAUAUCACAAGUUCUACAUGAGCUAAAUGAGGUAAAGUAUCAAUUUUAAGUGUUUUCUAAUAUAAUAUCUCUUGAGAGUUCUCGUGUUCAGAACCUGUUGAUUUUUUUACUGAUUUGGUGCCUGUUAUUAAUAGAUGAAGCAACAAUGAAAGAUAUUAUGCUAAAAAUUUUAUGGAAGAAGUCAAAUAUGAAGAGCUACAUAAAAGAGACGAGGAAAGAAUCAAAACGCAAAAGAUAGCUCCUACCGUUGCUUCACUUGCUGUUUUCAAAGGGCUAAAAUUUGUUUUACUUUUGAAAUUGAUCAAAAUUACAACAUAAUAGUUAAAAUUACAAUGCUUCAAAACUAUUUAUUAUGGGUAGCUUUACUAAUAUUAUUAUAUUAUUGGUAGGGAGAGUAGAAUAAGAUCAUUCUUUGCUUAAGUUGCAUAUAUAUCAUGGGGUUUACCGAUGUAGAAAACUUAUAUACACUUUUAUAAUGUUUUGUAUUGUUUCAUUGCUGAAAAAAUAGAAACAAAAGACUAAUAUUUGUAAAUAAAAAAAUUUAUAUUUUUAUUAAUCACUAUUUUAAAAAAAAAAAAUCUACAAAAAUUAUAACUUAUAGAUAGAUAGAUAGAUAUUCAUUUUUAUUAAUUAUUGGGAGAAAAUAUGGUUUUUCAAGUAUAAAUAAUGUGUCAUUAAAAUUGUAAGCAUUUAAUGACAUUAAAUUUAUAUGCUAAUAUAAACAAUACGUAAAAUAAAGUGUAAAAAAAAAAAAGAAAUCGAUAAAAAAAUGGAUUAAAAAGUGAAACCAAUAA